Cyprinodon tularosa is the source of this 2234-nucleotide messenger RNA. RefSeq names its product SWI/SNF related, matrix associated, actin dependent regulator of chromatin, subfamily d, member 3b (gene smarcd3b). Lineage: Eukaryota; Metazoa; Chordata; Actinopteri; Cyprinodontiformes; Cyprinodontidae. Gene Ontology annotation, biological process: regulation of transcription by RNA polymerase II. The record is from RefSeq and is a predicted model, not a curated record. Bases 249 to 1796 code for a protein of 515 amino acids. The transcript is spliced from 14 exons. Gene Ontology annotation, cellular component: SWI/SNF complex; nucleus.
CAAGCGACGCGCCGGGCUCCUGAGAGGCAGCUCCGACUACAGAAGUGAGCUAGACAGCGAGAGACAUUCAGAAGAUAGAGGAGAGGGAGGGAGCAGAGGGAGAGGGAGAGAGUCAGGGACAGGCAGUGCUGAAAAGGAGAGCACAAAGAGAAGGAAAGUGGAGCAGGGGAGGGGAACAGGAGGCUGGGAGAAGGGAGAGGGAAAGACAAAAGAAGGAGAGGGGAGACGAAGCGGAGGGGACUGAACAAAUGGCUGCGGAGGAGACGGCGGGGGGAGCCAGGAAAGCCACCAAGAGCAAACUGUUUGAGUUCCUGGUCCAUGGAGUGCGUCCUGGCAUGCCGUCUGGAGCGAGGAUGCCCCACCAAGGGGCUCCCAUGGGACCCCCUGGCCCCCCAUACGGAGGGAGUCCGGCGGUGCGGCCCGGCCUGCCCUCCCCAGUGAUGGAGCCCAGUCGUAAGAGACCCGCCCCAUCCCAGCAGGUCCAGCAGCAGCAACAGCAGCAGCAGCAGCAGCAGCAGGCCGUGCAGAAUCGAGCCCGGAAGAAGCCCGUUGGAUUUCCCGGAGCCAGCGAGAUGCCGACGAGGCAGAUGGACAUGAGAGAGCCCCAAUCAGAUCCCACGCUUGGAUCAAAUGCUAAGAGAAGGAAAAUGGCAGACAAGAUUCUUCCGCAAAGGAUCCGUGAACUGGUUCCUGAAUCUCAGGCCUAUAUGGAUCUACUAGCGUUCGAACGCAAACUGGACCAAACCAUUAUGCGUAAACGUGUGGACAUCCAGGAAGCACUAAAGAGACCAAUGAAGCAGCAAAAGCGUAAACUAAGGCUCUAUAUUUCCAACACGUUCAACCCAGCUCGACCCGAUGCUGACGACUCAGAUGGCAGCAUUGCAUCAUGGGAGCUGAGGGUAGAAGGAAAGCUGCUGGAUGAUCCGGGGAAGCAGAAAAAGAAGUUUUCUUCAUUUUUCAAGAGCCUAGUGAUUGAGCUGGAUAAAGAGCUGUAUGGUCCGGACAACCACCUGGUUGAGUGGCACCGCACACCCACCACCCAGGAGACAGACGGCUUCCAGGUGAAGAGACCCGGAGAUGUGAGCGUGCGCUGCACCCUGCUGCUGAUGCUGGACUACCAGCCUCCCCAGUUUAAGCUGGACCUCCGCCUGGCGCGCCUCCUCGGCAUCCACACUCAGACUCGUUCCUGCAUCAUUCAGGCCCUCUGGCAGUAUGUGAAGACCAACAAGCUGCAGGACUCCCAUGACAAAGAGUACAUCAACUGUGACAAGUACUUCCAACAGAUCUUUGACUGUCCUCGUCUGAAGUUCUCUGAGAUUCCUCAGCGCCUCACUAACCUCCUCCUCCCACCCGACCCGAUCGUCAUCAACCAUGUGAUCAGCGUGGACCCCAACGACCAGAAGAAGACGGCCUGCUAUGACAUUGAUGUGGAGGUGGAAGACCCCCUGAAGAGCCAGAUGAGCAGCUUCCUUCUCUCCACAGCCAACCAGCAGGAAAUCGCCUCGCUGGACAACAAGAUCCAUGAGACCAUUGAGUCCAUCAACCAGCUGAAGAUCCAGCGAGACUUCAUGCUGAGCUUCUCCAGAGAUCCCAAAGGCUACAUCCAAGACUGGCUCAAGUCCCAAAGCAGAGAUCUAAAGUUAAUGACCGAUGUGGUGGGGAACCCUGAGGAGGAGAGGAGGGCGGCGUUUUACCACGAACCCUGGUCCCAGGAGGCAGUUAGCCGUUACUUCUACUGCAAGAUCCAGCAGAGGAGACAGGAGCUGGAACAGGCCUUAGCAGUCCGCAACACCUAAAGACUGAAGGUCCUCCUGAAGUUCUGCCUCUGGAUUUCAACGCUGUGUGUGUGUGUGUUUGGAUUUACGAGUGCGUGUAAGGCCAUUAGUGAUGUCUUACAUUCUGUUUCCCAGAGCUUCGACGCUAAGCAGGACUCAUCAGAGGUUCGUCAGACUUAGAUAUAUCGGAGCACUUCAUUCAUGUUUUAGAAGCUCAUGAAGUAAUCAAUGUUAACAGCACUGUUGGGCCUCGGAGGCCCCGCUCUGUAAAUACAUCCCGCCAAAACUGUCAACCAGCUGCCGGCACACCUCCAUACCUGCGCUCUAGAUGAGUCCAACUACGCACAUUUUUUUAUGAUUUGCCUUCAUUUGAACCUUCCUUUAAGGGUUAAUUAAUAGCACCAGCAAAAUAUGAGAUUAGAGUUUUCUCGGCGGCUUCAGAUGGAAAAAAAAAAAAAA